Xenopus tropicalis (tropical clawed frog) is the source of this 1196-nucleotide messenger RNA. RefSeq names its product serine/threonine-protein kinase gad8-like. Lineage: Eukaryota; Metazoa; Chordata; Amphibia; Anura; Pipidae. Gene Ontology annotation, molecular function: ATP binding; protein serine/threonine kinase activity. The record is from RefSeq and is a predicted model, not a curated record. The coding region runs from base 400 to 924 and encodes 174 amino acids. The transcript is spliced from 3 exons.
GCCAUGGUGCUUAAUCAAGUUAUUGUGGAAAUAAAGCUGUAUUGUUCUUUUCUUUAGGAUCUUGGCUGCUGAGAUAGUGUGCGGACUAAAUUUCCUCCAUUCCCGUGGCAUUAUUCAUCGGUAAGGGAUGUUAUUUUGUGUACCUGAUCCCAGGCUGGUAGUGCAGAGGUCAGUUUUGGUGGUUCUGUUGCCUCGUUAUCUAAUAUCCACAUCUCACAUUGUCUCCUUACAGGGACCUGAAACCAGAAAACAUUCUGAUAAACAGUGCCGGCCACAUUAGGAUUGCUGAUUUUGGUCUGGCAGUAGAGAAUGUGUUUGGGGACCAAACCACCAAAGGCUGGGCCGGAACAUAUGAUUACAUGGCCCCUGAGGUAAGAAUAUUUAUAUAUUUGAAUCGUUAUGAUGAUUAUGCAGAGAAAUAAUUCACAAGUUACAUUUGGGCCUUUCUUUCAUACUGCAUUAUAUGGUUUAGUAAGUAGUUUUCUCAAACUGCUUGUGUUACAGAUAAUUUGGAUGGCAUAUGAUUCCUGUGUGGACUACUGGUCACUUGGAGUCAUAUUGCAUGAGAUGCUCACUGGGAGAAUACCCACCUUCUCCUGGUUCAGAAAGACCCUACAAUGUCCAGAGAACCUAAACCCCGAGGCAAAGGACAUUCUUAUGAAUCUGCUGACAUACUCUCCAUCUAAAAGGCGUAAUUUUGUUGGCAACAUCAAGCAGCACCCCUUCUUUAAGCCAAUUGACUGGAAGGCCCUGGAAGCUGGGAAAAUUAAGCCACCUUUUAUACCGCCACCAGCAAGUGACUUAUCUGGGCCCUGUUACGAGAUGUUACCACCUUCUGAAGUAGAAGAUGUGGAACAUUUAAAUCAUUUGAAUGGACUUUCGUUUGUGUGCAAGGAGUGGAGGAGCAUCCCACCCAAGCAAUAGCUUUUGGCCUAAAUGUACAGAGAAGGCAGAAGCAGCAAGCAACAAAGAUGGAGUAAUCGGGUGCAGUUGGAUCCAUUCAAUCAGAAACUUCAAUUCUGUGGGACCUGAAUACAGAACAAGAGGUGCCUGACAGUUUAUUAUUAUUAUAAUUUGUAGCUCUUGCAUUUUAUUACAUACAUAGAAUUUUUUUUUCAUGUAAUACAAUCUGUGCAAAGUUAUGUUUGUCUGCUAGUCACAACUUACUUAUAACUAAUAACAGAAUAUGAUGUAAC